UAAAGUGAUAUUCGUUCUCUAGAAAUGGGUCAGUUUGUCAGUUCUACAAAUGUUAAAUGCAUUAUCAUUUCAGAAAGCGGACAACAUCUGUGAGCAUUUCCUCUUCCUCUAAAAUUAUAAAGGAAAAGAAAACAGAAGUUGACCAGUUGACCAGUACAGCAGAGAAAAACUCACACUGGAAACAUAACAUUGCAAGAGCAAAUACAAUGGUCUUAUAUGCAAAAGCAAAAAUAUUGUACAUUUCCGUUGGGUUUUGGCUCAUUUCAGGUGCUGAAAUCUAUGAUGGUUGGGUAAACAAUAUAGUAACUGUUCAGACCGGAGGAUCUGUCACCAUCCCAUGUCAUUAUGAUGAGAAAUACUCACAGAUGAAGAAAUACUGGUACUCAGAGAUUGAUAGAUCUAAAACAUACACAAACACAACAGAGGAGAAUCUGUCAGUAAUUGAUCAUCCUGAUCAGAGACUCUUCACUGUGACGAUGAGAAACCUGCAGAACAAACACACUGGAAAGUAUUACUGUGUUGUGGAGAAUGGAGAACCACCACUGGCAAAUAUAAUAUACGAGUUUAAUCUCGACAUUCAGUCUGCUCCUGAUGUGUCUGUGGUGAACAGCAGUGUAUCUGGACAUGAAGCUGGAGAUAUCAGUGUUCAGUGUCUCUACAGUUCUGGAUAUCAGUAUAAAACUAAACAGUGGUGCAGAUAUAAAGAUGAGAGAUGUUACACAGUGGGGAGGACUGACACAUCCCAGAGUUCAUCAGUCCAGAUCAGUGAUGAUGAUGGGAGAAGAUCCUUCACUGUGCUGAUGACUGGACUGAGACUGACUGAUUCUGGCUGGUACUUCUGCUCUGUAGGAGAUCUGCAGGCUCCUGUUCAGCUUACUGUAAUAGAAGAAGAUCCACACAUUCCUGAUGUGUCUGUGGUGAACAGCAGUGUAUCUGGACAUGAAGCUGGAGAUAUCAGUGUUCAGUGUCUCUACAGUUCUAGAUAUCAGUAUAAAACUAAACAGUGGUGCAGAUAUAAAGAUGAGAGAUGUUACACAGUGGGGAGGACUGACACAUCCCAGAGUUCAUCAGUCCAGAUCAGUGAUGAUGAUGGGAGAAGAUCCUUCACUGUGCUGAUGACUGGACUGAGACUGACUGAUUCUGGCUGGUACUUCUGCUCUGUAGGAGAUCUGCAGGCUCCUGUUCAUCUCACUGUAAUAAAAGAAGUAAGUGUGAAAACAGACAUCGGUGCUGAGAAGGACAAAUGGCGUUUCUGUCUGCCAUAAAACCUUUCUCCACAUCAGACUGAAAGAUCAGAUGAUUAGAAAACCAUUGAUAAAAAGAUUUAUGUUCUGCUUUUCUGUGUGUGAAUGCAUUGUCUACAAUUUUUAGUUAAAUGUAUUUUUCUUUUAUUCAAACAACAUGCAAAUAAGCAGCAUACCAAAUAAAGCUACAUCAUUU
Messenger RNA from Puntigrus tetrazona (Sumatra barb), 1440 nucleotides. Its product is annotated as polymeric immunoglobulin receptor-like. The record is from RefSeq and is a predicted model, not a curated record. The transcript is spliced from 7 exons. NCBI's taxonomy places the organism in Eukaryota, Metazoa, Chordata, Actinopteri, Cypriniformes, Cyprinidae. Bases 57 to 1265 code for a protein of 402 amino acids.